CUGCUGAGGUGCCAGUAACACAGCCAGCUCCUUCAUUUGAGAGUUGUUGGUUAUUUGUUGGAGGGUGUGCUGGAGGUUUCGUUGCUACGCUCUGAUACCGACUGUAUUCCUGUAGUUUUUUGGUUUGGCUGCAUACAAAAGGCAACAUGCUGAAGCUUGGGAACAUUUUAUUAUGGAACUUGAUGGCUGCAGUUAUCUUCUUGGGUCAAGCAAGGCCAAAUGUGAAGCUAAAUCCGCAGUCAAGCAGUGGGAUAAAGUCUGACUGUGCGGCAAAUGUGAUGAGACUGUCGUUGGACAAGGCUCUAGCAGUGGGGAACCAGCUUGAGGUGGAAGCUAUCAACGGCACCAAGCACAUUUUGUUAACACCGAACCUGGCGGCUCAGUGUGGAUACAGCAUGGAGUCUGACCCGUGGGGAAACACCAGAAUCUACACCUCUCUGAUGGGCUGCUAUGUGGACAACAAAGACGAUACAACAUUUAACGUUGGCUUGAGACUAAAGAUGUUUGGCGACGGUCUAUCAGACGUGGUCAGCCAUGCCGUGUCUCAGACUUGCAGCUACACUCGCUGGGCCUCCAGGGAGAUCCUCUGCGACAGGAACUACAUGGAAGUGUCUCACCGCUUGGUUACACGUGAUGCUGAAGUUAAGGGUCAGACUCGGGAUGGUAAAGACGACCAGCUCAACGCUAUUCCUGAAGCCUCUGGUGCAUCACAUGGUAUCUGGAAGCUGACGUUCUACACCCCAGAACCAGUAGCCAUGGUGCUGCAGGAGGCUGAACAAGCCGGCUACGCUGCCAAGACUACCUCGAGUCGUCUGGUUAUGCGAAGCCCGUACAACACAGCAGAGACUUAUUCAGAGGAUGUGGCUGGAGUCCCUAUGGACAUUUUCAGGGUGAGCGCUUACUACAAGGCACCUCAUGGUCUGAACGUGGUGAACCUGGCAGCUGCUUGUCCCACAGGUGGUGUACUCUUCACCGAGGAUAUGAUCUCUUGGCACGUUCCUCGCCGUGUGACUCCCAUGUUGGAUGGCAGCAUUACAGUCACAGAAAUGCACAUGGGCAUCAACGGGCAGAGGCUGGAUAGGUCUCAGAUGGCCACACGGGGGUACACACUAACCACCACAGACUUCCACGUCGUCGUCGAGAUCCCAGUGGGCUCGCCUGACGGUUACUACAAGAGCCAUGCCCCAGAUUACCAGUACCACAUCACCUACGUUGUGGAGCCCAUGCUUGAGGUACUGUGGAGGGCCGACGGCACCCAAGAAGAGACCAGAUACAAGGUUUUUUUCCCCAUUAUGACCCCUCUGAUGCUUCAACCUCUCCGCGUCCAAGAGGACACUGUCCCAGAGACCCGAGUCUUCAGUGUUCACUUGGGAACCUUCCUCCAAGACGUUGAGCUGAGGAACAUCACCUUCUCCACUGGGGUCCUCAGUGUUGAGGAGGGCAAUGCCAGAGGCUUCACAGUCCAGGAGCACAGCUUGGCUAAUGGAUCCAAGAGCUUCUCUCUACAAGUGCCCUUUGAUGCUGAUGUUGUCCUAAAACAUAAUCCUGAGCGCAUGAGUACAGCCUACUUCCUCCCUCUGAUCUUUGGGUUUAUCAUCCUGCCUGAAGAAACUCCUUUUGCUCUCCCAGUUGACCUGGAGGCCUCUCUGCAGGAUGUUGUGCUACCCAUCAUCACUGGCACCUGUGACGAGAACCAGUUUUACAUCAGUGUGAAAUACGGUAGUCAUGGAUCCAAUUUCCGGGCCAUGGUUGGACCACGAGACCUGACGCCUGAGAUGGCCGAAGACUACCAUUUCUAUGAAAACGGCACACACCUCAGCUUCAUCCUGCCAUACACUGCCAAGGACGCGCGUUUUGAGCUGCUCACUGCAGGAUCACUCAGAUCCAGAAUUGACCUGCUUCUGUUGGAUCGCGCCAACAACUGGGUGCUUGCUGAUCUCUACCUGGCCUGCUACUUCCCCUUAACAACAACUGAGUGCCACCCCAAUGGCACAAUGACUGCGCUGGCUGUGAAGGUGGAAUCGACCCCAAAUCUCGAGCCAAGCUGGCUGACUCUUAAGGACAAGUCCUGCACACCAGAGUUCAGCAACGACCAUUUUGCAUAUUUCUCUUUCAGUGUGGAUUCCUGUGGGACUACUCGAACAUUCUUUGACAACUACAUGAUGUAUGAAAAUGAGAUCGGCCUCUCUUACAACAGCGCCAAAGGGGCAGCCUACACAUCACCAAUUGAUCCCGCUUACAGGCAAACCAUUUCCUGCUUCUAUGUGGUCAAUGAGACACAGACUCUAGCCUUCAGCUCUAAACCAAAAACCUAUGAGCCUGCUGCAGAGAUCGGCACAGGGCAGCUGAUGGUGCAGAUGAGGCUAGCCCAAGAUUCAUACUACGAGCUCUUCUACCAAGCAGACGAUUAUCCAGUAGUGAAAUAUCUGCGGCAGCCUCUGUAUUUUGAGCUGGCACUGAUGCAGUCUACCGACCCGCAAUUGGAGCUUAUUGUGGAAAACUGUUGGGCCACCCUUUAUGAAGAUCGGACCUCUCUGCCAAACUGGGACCUCAUUCUGGACAGCUGUGAGAAUCACGAUGACAGUUACACAACCAUUUUCCAUCUUGUUGUGAGUGACUCCAGAGUUUUAGUCCCGUCCCACAUCAAACGCUUCUCUGUAAAGAUGUUCACUUUCACUAAAGAUGACGAAGUUCUGAAAGACCAGAUCUAUGUCCACUGUGAUGCCGUGAUCUGUGACACAAGCAGCCAGGCAGAUGGAGCCUGCAGAGGCCAGUGUGUGCAUCCUACAGGUCCGAGUAACUCAAGACAACCAGGGCUAAAACGGGAGCGAAGAAGUACAGACUCGUCACACCAAAGGCAGAUCUCCUCUGGGCUCAUCCUUCUAACAAACCUCUGAAUAAAAAAAAGACUACAGUUCUUAAA
This is a messenger RNA of Eleginops maclovinus (Patagonian blennie), 2923 nucleotides long. RefSeq lists its product as uncharacterized. NCBI's taxonomy places the organism in Eukaryota, Metazoa, Chordata, Actinopteri, Perciformes, Eleginopidae. The record is from RefSeq and is a predicted model, not a curated record.